Molecule: messenger RNA, 882 nt
Organism: Parascedosporium putredinis
Lineage: Eukaryota; Fungi; Ascomycota; Sordariomycetes; Microascales; Microascaceae
Source: the annotation of a GenBank genome assembly
AUGUCCCUGCACCCUUUCUGCCAUGAUGCCAUAUUCAGAGGCGGAAGCCCAUUGCCGGAAGUGAGUAAGAUUCGCGUAAACUGCGAAUAUCGUCCUGCCACCCUGGACGAUAUGGAAGCUGUGACAGCCGUCUACAAUGCCGAAGUGCAGUCUGAGGGAAUGGUGGCGGACGGAACAGAGGUACCCGUCUCCAAAUUCGUCACAAUCUUUGAGGAGUGCCUGGCCGAAGACCGCCCCUUUCUCGUAGCCGUUCACAAAGCCAAGCUCCUAAACAAGGCCAGCUGGCCCGACGAGGAAGCGUUCAGCGAGUACAUGCACUGGCGGCAGGAAACGGGCGGCCUCGGCAGCGGCGCCGAGACCAUAGUGGCUUUCUCCUACCUCUGCCUCUUUGACCCGAGCGGCGCCUUGGGAGGCGGCAAGUCAUCGUUCGCCGCUCGGAUCGAACUCGUCGUGCACCCGCACAAGCGCCGAAGGGGAUUCGGCAGCGGGCUCAUGGACCUGAUGCUCCAGAUGACGGUCAAGGACUACAGGCCGCAGCUUGAGUACGUCUGGGAUUGUCCGAACCCCGGCAAAGUAUACAACCUGUAUGCGGAGGACAACGGGAAGCGCUACCGCAUGGUGCUGGUGCAGACGUUCUUGAAGCACAUGUCCAGGGAUGCGUUGAUGAAGAGGCGACUCUUCAUUGAACGUAUUUUCCAGUUCACGAACAUGGCCCACAUCCCCGGAGCGUACAGGAGCAGCAGGACGGGCCUGCCGGGCGACGGCCUGGAAGGCGAGGGCGAAGAGUGGCAGGACAAGGCCAUCUGGGGAAAGUUUUGCCAGUUCUCAAACGCCGAGAUCUUCGGGGAGGAAACGAGGGGGCCCGAUGAGGCGUCGAUCUAG